Molecule: messenger RNA, 173 nt
Organism: Funneliformis geosporum
Lineage: Eukaryota; Fungi; Glomeromycota; Glomeromycetes; Glomerales; Glomeraceae
Source: the annotation of a GenBank genome assembly
AUGAGUGGUAUCACGAAAAUCGAUUCAGAAAAGAGGGGAUUUGCACACACCACUCUGGAGGAUUCGUUGAGACUUAAGAUUAAAGAAUGUAAUUUUCUUACAACUUAUGAGGAAGGAUGCGGAACAAAUAUAGAUCAAGCCAAUAUAGAAGUUAAGAAAAUUAGCGCUUAUGA